Molecule: messenger RNA, 771 nt
Organism: Blepharisma stoltei
Lineage: Eukaryota; Ciliophora; Heterotrichea; Heterotrichida; Blepharismidae
Source: the annotation of a GenBank genome assembly
AUGUCAAUCUCAGACGAUAAUUCACUAUCAGCCCAAAUUUCAGAUCACAAUUACCCUUCUAAUAGUGUUCUGCUUUAUGAUAUCUACCUAUACCUUUUUUUCCCUUACGUAGUAGCAGGAGGACUUAUAGCUGGACUUCUAAUUCUUAUAUCAUAUCUCCGUUCUAGUCGUAUUGAAUUGAAGAUGAUCAAGCACACUGAUUACCAUAUAAGAAUAAUUUCCGCGUUCCAAAUCGCGAAUAUGUUCAUUAUUUUUGCUUGGGCUGAUGCAUUGUAUAUUUACGCUAAAAUGAUGGGUGAAUUUGUGGCAGCCUUGAUUGGGUUUUUUGUAAGGGAACAUCAAGCUUUUCGAUGGGGAGUAAGAAAUAUAUACAGAAAUAUGGUAAAUAGCCUAAAAAUACAUUAUUUUCCUAUAAAAAUAGCAAUAAUCCUAUAAGGUAUAUAGAGUCUUAUUAGUCAAACCGUAAUGUUAGUUAUGCAAGUUAUCUUCACUGUUUGGCUCUCUGAAGAUAUUUACUGCCAAGAAAACGACCUUUGUGAUACAGGAGUUUCAACCUCAAUUUUAUACUUAAUGUACGCUCAAUAUACAAUUGCUUUUAUUUUUGAAACAGCUGGGAUCAUCCUUGUCAGCAAUUUAAUGAUGAGCUUGGGAUGGUUCUACACAAAGAGGUUCCCACCACAGCUGAACUUAAAACAGUAUGGGAUUGAGAGGCCUAAAAACAAGACUACUAUAUAUGACUUGUUCCCUCAUCCUGUUGUUUAUCAACUUUAA